AUGGAACAUCAAGCCAUGGAACUUCUGACCACAAGAGUCGAGGACGAGAAGCAAAACGUCACCUACAAGUGGUUGAGUAGGAGCUUGGGUAUCUCUGUCAACACUUCCAAGGAGUUGAUGCAGGUGUACGUGACGACUGUUGGAAAGGGCAAGGCACACGGAACAUACUACCUCGCGCGACAGGAUCCAGAGACAGGAAACCAGUACCUUUCUCUUGUCAGCCAGGAAGACCUCAAUGCGGCAAAGAAGGACGCCUCGGUGAUCGGAUACCACAUUUACAGUCUGGAGCCUUCACCCCUCAAGGACCUCGCCAUUCUCUCAGCAACCAACUCCGAGGCAACUCAACUUCAAAAGGGCAAGGACAUUAACACCUACAGAGUCAUCCGUAACCACAACGUCGUCAUCUCGGCUCCAAACUCUCGCCCCGCACCCGCCACUACCUCAUCUUCAUCUUCGUCAUUUGCUGCAAAGCCAAAAUUGGGGGCAGCAGCAGCAAAUCAGAACGCACCGGGACUUUUAGGAUCUAAACCUGGAUUGAAGUCUGCCACCAGUGCUCCUGCUGCUUCAAAUUCUGUUUCUACACCCGCCGCCAACGAUACCUCAAAAACCACUACUAGUGCCAAACCAGCAGCAAAGGGCUCGAUGAUGAGCUUUUUCGGAAAGACGUCAACAGCAGGAGGUGUAACAACCAAGGCAGCACCAGCACCAACACCAGUCAAAGCCAAGGCGUCGUCAACACUGAACUUUAAACCUGCCGCUCAACAAAAGCGCAAAGCAGAUUUGAUGACUGACAGCUCUGCAGCAAAUGACAUGGCCUCACCGCGCACUUCCAGGAGCAACGAGGAAUCUGAGGAGGAUGAGGUUGACUCUGAGGAGGAGAGAGAUCGUCGUCUGGCACUUAGCUCACGGUUGGAUCAGGAUCAGGGCGAUGUUGUUGAAAAUUCCAGCAGCAGGAACAAACCGUCCAGCGGGAAGCUUUCCCCGGUGGAUGUGGAAUCGAUCAAAAAGAAGCAGCGCUCGGCACGUCUUUUGGUCGUUGACGAUGAUGACGAUCUGGACGCUGAGACGGCACGUGCAGUCGCUGAACGUAAUGACGAUGAUGAGGAAGAGUCGGUUGCGGCCAUGUCCAAGGAGGCUCGUGCUGCUUUGAACAAGGAGAAGGAGGCUCAGCGAUUGGCUUUGGAGAAUAUGAUGUUGAUGGAUGACACUACUACAACGUCGGCAGGAGCAGACAUGGAGGAUGAGGAUAGCGCUAUGAUUGAUGUUGAAGUUUUGGAUCAACCUGCGACCGCCCCAUCGCCUGAUACCACUGUUACUGAAACCGUCGAUGCCUCAGGCACUAUUACGAAACGUCGACGCGGUAUUCGCGCUGUCACCAAGCGCAAGACUUCCAGGAACGAGCGCGGUUAUAUGGUGACGGAGGAUAUUGUGAUUAUGGAGCCAUUCUCGGAGGACGAGAUCAUCGAACCCCCUGCACCAGCACCUGCUCGUGUCGAGAAGCCAGCCGCAGAUGCUGCCUCCAAGGGCAAGUCAGAGGCUGCCGGACCCAAGAAGAAGGCUGGCGGCAAUCAGAGCUUACUCAACUUUUUCUCUAAAAAGCAAUAA
Messenger RNA from Linnemannia hyalina, 1605 nucleotides. NCBI's taxonomy places the organism in Eukaryota, Fungi, Mortierellomycota, Mortierellomycetes, Mortierellales, Mortierellaceae. The record is from the annotation of a GenBank genome assembly.